AUGUCUGAUAAUGAGGAAAACGGUUCUAAAUCUACUAUAAUUCAGGGAACUAGCUCGAAAACUGUAGUUCAAUUAGAAUCGAGUGAUGACAAAUUAAAACGCGUAUUAAGUGAAAGAGAGAUUUUAGUUUCAAAAUUAACACGUUUCAUCAAUUUCACGAAAUCUGCGGUGGAAGAAAACUUGGUAGAAUUGGAAACCAGACUUGAUCAUGUUCAAAAUAUAUUAUUUCAGUUCGAUAAUGUUCAAAAUCAGAUAGAAUCUUUAGACAAAAACGAAAUGUUACUAAAUAAUAGAGAGUCAUUUGAAAAUAGCUAUUAUAAAUCAGUAGCUACUGCCAGAAACGUUAUAAUACAAAUGCAUGCUAACAUUAAUCAAAAGGGCAGGCUUCAAGGUGAAGCGGCUGCAAUCAUUCAAGACAUUGAGUUAACAGAUGAAAAUUACUCUGUAGCUUUACAAUUAUUAAUAGAUCGCUACGAAAACAAGCGCGUAAUCGUUGACAAGCAUGUUGAUGAUCUUUUUAACAUUCCAGAUGUAGUCAAUGAAUCUGCAGUUCAGUUAAGGAGACUCAUUGACUCAUUUAAGCAACAUUUAAGAUCUUUAAAGGCACUUGGUGAGCCCACUGAUUCCUGGGAUCGUUUAUUAAUACAGCUCAUUAAAAAUAAAUUAGAUAAAACCACCAGGGAUAGGUGGCAAGAGGUGUCACAUUCUCAACCUCAAAGGGCUCCUCCCAAGUUGUCUGAACUAAUGGAAUUUUUAGUAUGUAGAUGUGAGUUUCUGGAAAGCAUUGAAAAAACAAAAAAUCAUUCACAUAAACUCAUUUCCAACUCACAAACCCCUACAAAAAAUUCUCAUUUCAAAAAUCAUUCACAAGCAAAUAGAAUCAAUCAUACUUUUUCAGCAAUUCAAAAUACACCUGAAACAAAAUCAACAGUAACUUGUUUCUACUGCAAUCAAUCUCAUGCUUAUAGUUGUACCACAUUUUUAAAACUUGCAUUAAAAGAUAAGUAUAAGGAAAUUAUGAGAUUAGGGUUGUGCAUUAAUUGCUUAAGAAAGGGUCAUUCUAAAGUUCAGUGUAGUUCAGGUGGUUGCAAAACUUGUCAUGCAAGGCAUAACACCAUUCUUCAUGGCACAAAUACUGUAGAGACUAAAACAUUACUUUCCAGUUCAGCAACAGAGUCUAACAAUGAGUGCAAUUCUUCACCUGGUACUGUUGAUCAGGAUGAGCCACAUCAACAUUCUCCAUGUAACAAUUCUACAUUAACCUCUAGUUCAGCACAUUCAAUAAAAAAUGACAAUUUGGUUCUUUUAUCCACAGCGAUUAUUUACAUAAAGGAUCACGUUGGCAAUUUACACACUGCUCGUGCUCUGUUGGAUGUAGGAAGCCAAAGUAAUUAUAUAACAACUUCAUUAGCUAAAAGAUUACAAUUACGAGAGCAAAACGUAAACAUUUCAAUUUUUGGGGUAGGCCAAAAUUCCAUUGGUGUCUUUAAACAAUCUUUUGCCACAAUAAAAUCAAUGCAAUCUACAUUUGAAAUUAAAUUACCAUUUUUAAUUCUACCACAAAUUACGGAUCAAAUUCCAAAUGUGCAUUUUAAUCUUAAUCAUAUUAAUAUUCCUAGUAAUAUUAGUCUAGCAGAUCCGACAUUAAACAAGCCAGGCAAAAUCGACAUUUUGCUUGGGGCUGCUCUAUUUUAUGAUUUACUCAAUCACGAGACUAUUUCGUUAGGUCACGGGAACCCUACUUUACAAUCCACUCAAUUAGGUUGGAUUCUGGCAGGCUCUAUCAAUUUUCCUUCAGAUUCCAAAACACAAAAAACAUUUUGUGCAUUAACACUAAAUCAACAAUUAGUCAAGUUUUGGGAGUUGGAGGAAACUCCUACCAAAAAACAUUUGCCGUUAGAAGAAAACUUUUGUGAAACAUUCUUCAAAGAAACCACUAUUCGCGAUUCCUAUGGCAGGUUUGUUGUUAAGCUACCCUUUAACGAAUCCCUUGAUCAGUUGGGUGAUUCUAAACCUGCAGCAUUAAAACGUCUUGGCAGCAUUGAGAAACGUUUUGAAAGAGACACUCAAUAUAAGAGGCUCUACGUAGACUUUAUUAAUGAGUACAAAACCCUGAAUCACAUGUCCUUAGUCGGCUCCAAUAUUGAUGACAAUUCCUUUGCAUUUUAUUUACCGCAUCACGGGGUCAAAAAAGAAAGCUCCAGCACCACGAAAUUGCGUGUUGUUUACGAUGGCAGCGCCACAACAGAUUCUGGAAUUUCACUCAAUCAAUGUUUGGGCAUAAAGCCGACAAUCAACAAUCAUCCGUCAAUCAUCUACAACUAUAGAUCCAAUCAAGUGGCAAUCAUCCGUCAAUCAACUACAAGUAUAGAUCCAAUCAACUGUCAAUCAUCCGUCAAUCAACUACAAAUGAACUUAAGUGAACUCAACAAAUGUUCCUUAAUUGGAGAGAAAGCAAAUAAGCCAGUUGUGAAGCUGAGUACUCUACCUUUGGACAUUCCGCACACCAUCUUAGCAGCCAAAAUUACCAAAGGAAAAUUUGGGGAAUCAGUGCUAGUAGAAUUGGACCACGCAGUGACCUUUUUGCCAAAUAGAGUAACGGAACUAUACCGGCCAAGCAUCAAACAUUUCACGGCAUCAAGAUACGCGAUUGUCUAUAGGGGUGCAGUAGACACUGGCAAACCACAACCAGCGGCAUCUUUCGAAAUUAUCGAAAAUUAAGGAUAAAAGGGUAAGCGAUUUUUUUUAAAUAUUUUUUGUUUGCCAGUGUUAAAAUGAAUCCUUUUAAUGUUAUUAAACAAUCUAGUAAUAUACUAGCGGCUAUAAAAAAACUUAGGAAAAUUUUAUUCGACAAUUUUACAAUUAAAGAUGCGGAGAUUUGGUUAAAACGAUUACAAAGGCAGAUUAAAUCGUGUAAUAAAGCAAUUCGUAGUAGACGGCAAUAUAAUUUAUCUAUUGGUGCUCUACGUAAAUUGGAAACUAAUGUGGGACAUUUUAAACAUUUUAGAAAAUUAAUUUUGAAUAGACAUAUUGGUAUGGGCAUACAAUCAAAAUUGGGGCAACGCGUAAAAUGGGCUAAUGUAGAAUCUAGUUUUAAAAGUAGAGUUACAACUGGAAUUAUAGUUAAUUUACGUCAUAAGGACUUAGAUACAUUUUUGGAUGAUUGUGUAGUUAUUUUUAAAAAUAAAAUUAAUAAAUUUUUAAAAGCAAAUCAAGCACUUAAAGUUAAUACUACAUUUUGUGGCGAAUUCAUCAAAAAAUCUAACGAUAAUGAGAUUUUAGAUUUAAAAUAUUUCAAUACUAAAAAUGCUGUUAUUGAUAAAUCGACUGAAAUAACAGAGUGGUUUAAGGAUAAUGUGCAAGAUAAAAUUUUAAAUAAAUUGUCGGAAUUUUCGGAGAAAGAUAGUGGGUGGGCAUUAAGUAAAAUCGUAUCAUUAGCAGUAAAUGUAAAUAAAUAUGAAAUGGGAAACGGAUCGUCUUACAUUAAAUUACCUGAGGCAAUUUUAAAAAAACGAGCAUGUAUUAAUAUUAAAAAUACCGAUCAGGCCUGCUUUUAUUGGUCCAUUAUUAGUGCUCUUUAUCCUACUAAAAAUAAACAUACAGAACGAACCUCCUCGUAUCCAUAUUACAAACAAUUUCUGCAAACAGAGGAUUUAGAUUGUCCAAUGGAAUUAAGUCAAAUUCCAAAAUUUGAAAAAAUAAACCAAAUUUCAGUUAACGUUUAUGCUUUAGAAUUAAACGAGACAGAGAAAAAAACAUUUUACACAGUAGUACCGGCUAGACUAACAAAAAAUAAAUUAGAGAAGCAUGUCAAUUUACUUUUAAUUCAAAAUAAAUAUUAUCCAAAAUUAAAUGAUUACGAUGCUCCACCGGUUGAUGAUGUAGACGAAGAGAUUAAAUAUCAUUAUUGCUGGAUCAAAGAUUUGUCACGAUUAGUUUCAAGACAACUCAGUAAAGAUUGCAAUAAAAAAUAUAUAUGUGAUAGAUGUUUAAAUUAUUUUAGUAGUCGAGAUAAAUUAGCUGAACAUGAAAAACUUUGCUCUAAAUUAAAUAAGUAUAAAAUGAGUGUUCCUCAAUUUGAUUUUGUUGAAUUUCGAAACUUUACAUAUCAGCAAACUACCCCGUUUGUCGUUUAUGCUGAUUUUGAGUGUCAAUUAGAAAAUUUCAAUCAACCUAGUAUAACUAAAACUUUAAAAUAUCAAAAACAUGUUGCGUAUAGUGCAGGCUACUAUGUAAAAUGUUCAUAUGAUGACAGCCUUUCUUAUUUCGAUAGUUAUCGCGGUGAGGAUUGCAUGGAUUGGUUUGCAGAUCGAAUGGAAGAUGUAGCAAAAUUUGUAAAUUCUAAAAUAAAAACAAUUGUGCCUAUGAUUGAAAAACCAGAUACAUGUAAGGCAAAAACUUGUCAUAUAUGUAAUAAACAGUUUUCCUCCAAGGACAUAAUUGUAACAGACCAUGACCACUUUAACGGAUCCUUUAGGGGAUUUUCGCACCAAGCAUGCAAUCUGAAUUUCCGAAAAUUGUUUGUUGUGCCAGUGGUCUUUCACAACCUAAGUGGGUACGAUAGUCAUUUUAUGAUUACGAAUUUAUGUAAAAAGGGAUGUUUGAGCUUACUUCCAAUCAAUAAGGAUAAAUAUAUUUCAUUUACUCUUCAUUCAGAUGAAACUAACAUUAAAUUACGUUUUAUCGAUUCAUUGCGAUUCAUGGGGACAUCUCUUGAUGAACUAGCUUCAAUUUUAGAUAACUCAGAGAAGAAAAUUUUAAAACGCGAAUUUCCAAAUUUAACUAAUAAUCAAUUUGAAUUGUUAACACGCAAAGGAGUUUUUUGUUACGAUUAUAUAGAUUCUUUAGAAAAAUUAAACGAGACUUCAUUACCAUCAAUUCAACACUUUUACAAUAAAUUAAACGAUGAACAUAUUAGUGCUGAGAAAUACGCUCAUGCACAGCAAAUUUGGCAAAAAUUUAACAUUCAGGAUUUGGGACAAUACUCAGACGUGUAUUUAAAAACUGAUAUUCUGCUUCUUGCGGAUGUUUUCGAACAAUUUCGCAAAAACUGUUUUAAGACGUACGGUCUAGAUCCUGCAUGGUAUUACACUAUGCCUGGCUAUACUUGGGACUGUAUGCUCAAGUAUACUAGAUGCAAGUUAGAAAUUCUCAAGGAUCUAGACAUGGUUAUGUUUUACGAAAGCGCCAUAAGAGGUGGAAUAUCGGUGUGUAGUAGCCGAUAUUCAGAGGCUAAUAACAAAUAUAUGGCUGAGUAUGAUCCCACGAAACCUUCAAAAUUUCUAAUGUACCUAGACGUGAAUAAUUUAUACGGGAAAGCUAUGUGUGAAUUACUACCCUACGGAGGAUUCAGCUGGGUCGAUAACAUCGAAAAUUUUGAUGUGAUGUCAAUACCGGAUGACUCUAACGUAGGGUACGUUUUGCAAGUUGAUUUAUCGUACCCACGAGAUCUGCAUGACAAACAUAAAGAUUUUCCAUUUGCUGCUGAACACUGUGUUCCACCGGGAUCAAAAUUACCAAAAUUACUUACAACCCUUACGGAUAAAAAACAAUACACAGUUCACUAUAGAAAUUUAAAACAAAUGUUGGCUAAUGGAUUAAUUAUAACUAAGAUUCAUAAAAUUUUGAAAUUUAAUCAAUCUGCUUGGUUGAAGCCCUACAUCGAGCUAAAUACUCGAUUAAGGGCAGCAGCCAAGAAUGAUUUUGAGAAAAACCUCUAUAAGCUAAUGAACAACGCAGUGUUUGGCAAGACAAUGGAAAAUAUUCGCAAGCACCGUAUAGUUAAGCUAGUUAAAUCAUGGCAGGGACGUUAUGGAGCCAAAAAUUUGAUCUCAAGUUUUCGAUUCCAUAGUCGUACAAUCUUAGGGGAAAAUUUGAUGGCUAUCGAACUAACAAAGUCUGAAAUAGUAUUUAAUAAACCUCUGUAUGUAGGACAGGCAAUUCUAGACUUGUCUAAGACCGUCAUGUACAAUUUUCAUUAUAAUUACAUGCUACCGAAAAUGGGCGUAAGUAAUUGCAAAUUAAUGUACAUGGACACAGACAGUUUUGUCUAUGAAUUGCUCUGUGAUAAUGUAUACGAGGACGUAAUAAAAGCAGAUUUAGCAGAAUUUGAUACGUCUGAUUAUAGCGAAGAUAACAUCUAUAAUAUUCCUAGAGUUAAUAAAAAAGUUUUGGGAUUAAUGAAAGACGAAAAUAAUGGGAAAAUUAUGACUCACUUUGUAGGACUUCGCUCCAAAAUGUAUAGUUAUAAAGUGCAGGGUGGUAAAGUGGUUAAGAAAUCGAAAGGGAUUAAAUAUAACAUAGUUAAACAUAAAAUUACCUUCGAAGAUUACGUUAGGUGUUUAAAAGAAAAUCAGGAAAAAAUAACUACACAACGUUGUAUUAGAUCAUUUGCGCAUAAUGUGUAUAGUAUCGAACAAUCGAAAAUUGGUCUAAGUCCUCAUGACGAUAAACGCUAUUUGAUUCCAAAUAGUUUUGACACACUUCCCUGGGGUCAUUAUAGUAUCCCUAAAGAAUGAAUCAUUUUUCUUUAUUUCAGAUAUGAAGCAGCCCUCAAAAUUAGAAAAAUUGUGUAUAAAGACAAUUUGUGAAAACAUUAAUAACCUAGCUACAUUUAUAGAUCAAUCUCCGCUACCGUGGUCAGUAACGUGUGAUAUUGCUAAUAAAUUUGUUGAUUGGAAAUGGAAAGCACUAAAUGUUCAAGCAGAACUCGG
This is a messenger RNA of Psylliodes chrysocephalus, 6713 nucleotides long. Lineage: Eukaryota; Metazoa; Arthropoda; Insecta; Coleoptera; Chrysomelidae. The record is from the annotation of a GenBank genome assembly.